AUGGGGCCGGGGCGCGGGGCGGCCGGGGGUCCUCUGGGGGCUCUGGCGCUGCUCUGGGUGGCGGCGGUGCUGGGGCAGCUGGGCAGCGGCAGCCUCCUCCUCCGCCGCCGCAUCCACACCUCCGGGUUCCUCCAGCGGCGGCUGAGCGGCGGGGAGCGGCGGGACGUGCAGCGGGAGAUCCUGGCCGUGCUGGGGCUGCCCGGCCGGCCCCGGCCCCGCAACCAUCCCGCCGCCCGCGCCCCCUCCGCCGCCGCCCCCCUCUUCAUGCUGGACCUUUACCACGCCGUGGCCGGGGAUGAGGAGGUGGAGGAUGCGGAGGAGGAGGCGGCGGUGUCCCGGCCGGUGCUUACCGGGCUCAGCACCCAGAGCCCCCCGCCCGGCAGCGUCGUCAGCCACGCCGAUACCGUUGUCAGCCUCGUCAAUAUGGUGGAGCAGGACAGGGACAUCUUCUCCCCGAAGCCCUACUGGAAGGAGUUCAGGUUCGACCUGACCCAGGUGCCCACGGGUGAGUCGGUGACGGCCGCCGAGUUCCGCAUCUACAAAGCUCGAGGGGUGACCCGGAACCCCAACACCACCCUUCACCUCAGCAUCUAUGAGAUUGCAGCUGAGCACUCCAACAGGGAGUCUGACCUGUUCCUGCUGGAUGUCCAGGACCUGCGUGCUGGGACAGAGGGCUGGCUGGUAUUUGAUGUCACAGCUGCCAGCAACCACUGGUUAGUGGAUCAGAAAUACAACCUGGGGCUGCGACUCUAUGUGGAGACAGAGGAUGGGCACAGCGUUGACCCAGGCUCGGCGGGGUUGUUGGGGCGCCGGGGUCCCCGCUCCAAGCAACCCUUCAUGGUGACAUUUUUCCGGGCCAGCCCCAGCCCCGUGCGUGUCCCCCGGGCAGCCAAACCCCCCAGGAGACGGCAGCCCAAAAAAACCAACGACCUCCCCCAUCCAAACAAGCUGCCGGGGAUUUUUGAUGAUGUCCAUGCUGCAGAUGGGCGCCAGGUCUGCCGGCGCCACGAGCUCUAUGUCAGCUUUCAGGACCUUGGUUGGCUGGAUUGGGUGAUUGCCCCACAAGGAUACUCAGCCUACUACUGCGAGGGGGAGUGUGCCUUCCCCCUGGACUCCUGCAUGAAUGCCACCAACCACGCCAUCCUGCAGUCCCUGGUCCACCUGAUGAAGCCCGAGGCUGUGCCCAAGGCGUGCUGUGCCCCCACCAAGCUCAGUGCCACCUCUGUCCUCUACUAUGACAGCAACAACAACGUCAUCCUCAAGAAGCACCGCAACAUGGUGGUGAAAUCCUGCGGCUGUCACUGAGGGCUGGCUCCCACCCCAGCUCCAUCCCAUCCCACCUGGAGCUCCCUGACACUGGGUUCCUGUUAGUUGUUUGAAAAAAGGGAGUUUCACAAGCUGCAUCCUAGCAAAAUC
This is a messenger RNA of Calypte anna (Anna's hummingbird), 1416 nucleotides long. Its product is annotated as bone morphogenetic protein 8B. The transcript has 7 exons. Bases 1 to 1305 code for a protein of 434 amino acids. Gene Ontology annotation, cellular component: extracellular region. The record is from RefSeq and is a predicted model, not a curated record. Gene Ontology annotation, molecular function: growth factor activity; cytokine activity. Gene Ontology annotation, biological process: SMAD protein signal transduction. Lineage: Eukaryota; Metazoa; Chordata; Aves; Apodiformes; Trochilidae.